AGUGGCCACCUUUGUCGUAGGUCCUCGAAGGUCCUGCCCGUGUAGGACCAGGACCAGUUUUUUUGUUACCUACGUUUCUCGCGCUCCUCGAGGGGCGAACGAGAGAAGGACAGAUCGAUAGACCGGCGGCCAGUGUGCUCGCUCGGCUGCUGCGUAAGGGUGCGUGAACGGUGCGUGUUCGGCGUGCGAAAAAGGAACGCGGGACGCGGUUAUCGCGACGGGGUGCGGCCGAGGAUGGUCAAGGCCCCGAUCAUGGGACCCCCAGCCGGCAGCCAGGGGAACAGGAAGAUCCACCCGGGGCCCGAGAUCGCGAUGAAUCCCCGUAAUCUGCCGACGGCGAACGCUCCUACACCCCCGGGCAUCAGACCAGAUGGCAAUUCGUUCGGCAAGGCCACCUCGAUCUUCAGUCCCCAGGUGGACGUCUCAACCCAGGUGGAUCUCCAUGGCGGUUUCGGCGCAUCCGGCGGCAACAUUAGCAUCGACUGGGAUCGCCGUGCGACCCCGCUCUACUCCCGCGAGGACAUCAAAGAGCAGUAUUGCAUAACCAGCCGGCAAUUGGACGCUGUCGAGAAAUCCGAGGGCGGGUUCUUCGGUUGCCUGUCGACCCGCGGCCCGUCCCCUUGCAGCAACGCGCGUACCUCGAUACUAUCCGCUUGCGUAAGAAGCGUGCCCAGCGACGAGAACCUCUGCGACGCCCCCUAUCCCCGACGACCCCUGCAGAUCAUGUACCGUCAGCCUCACCCGAGCUAUCCGAGGGGCUUGUACCGUUACGACUUCGAGGACGAGGCCGACUGGAUCGAGAGUUCCUACUUCCGGCGACGACCCAGAUCCUUCUGCACCGUCUCCGAUCCGAAGAGGUACACCUGGCUUCCGGAGGAUGAGGAAUCGACGAAACUCGAGGGUCCCCGGCCGGUACUGCCCCCUGCACCCCCGCCGCCCUCGUCGCAAGCCCCGAAAACGAAACACGUGAGCUUCGCGAGGUCGCACACGCUCACGUCCUUCGACGUGCCCAGGAGCGGUAGUCCUCCGAGGCCCCAGAACCAGGAACGGCUUAUAGACUCGCAGCCAACGAUGCAGAACACGAUGCUACCCUCGACCUUACCCUUGAUGCACCCUUACGCCGCCGCCGAGCCACGCGUUCUCGUCCUCGAAAAGCCACCGAAACGCGGCGCGAUGAAGACCCAGGCGACCCAGACGGAAAUCCCGGCCAUGUUCCGCGGUCGAGUACCCGUCAGCCUCAGCCCGCGAACGAUACACCGGGUGAAAAUGGUGUCCCAGGGCGCGCAGACCAACGGCCUCUUCAACGGACGAAAACUGACGAAAAGUUACUCGGAGGCUGGCCAGCUGGGCACGCCGUUGGGCAGCGGUCAAGGUGGCGCCACCGGCAAGGAGGAAACGGAACACGAGCCUUUGCACAGGACGCAGAGCGAGGAACCCCCGAGGUCCCCGUUCCUCGUCGACACGCCGCCCCCGCACGCCGCCAGCACCCCCCUCGCCCUCGAGGAAGUUCUGACCAACGGGGACAUCGAGCACAUGGCGAACCUCCCUGAAGAUCGACGAAGGUCCGUCGACUUGGAGGACCAAGAGAUCCUCAUAGACUUUAAGCCAGCGCCAGUGUCGCCGGAUGCCCGCGCCCUCCUCAACCGGAUAUCCCAGUCGACGAUGAGGUUUCUGCCGUUGCAGAAGACCCUCUCCGACGGCGAGAUCCGCGUGGAGAGACGCGAGCUAGUUGGCGAGGCCGGCGAGCCCAGCUAUCCUCACACCUGCAGAAGGAACCACCAGGACCCCUGGGGCAGGACCGUCAGAGCACCCGUCCAAUUCUCCUCCACGCCAGAGGAACUGUCCUUGCUCAGGGUAGUUUCGCCCCAUGACGAUCCCCCCGAAGAGGAGUUUCACGAGAAUCUCAUCCGGCGAGGACUUUUCCGCAAGAGAAGCGUAUCGCUCGAGGAUGGCGUGCAAGGUUUGACAUCGGAUGACUUUAUGCUGCCCAGAUCACUCCCCACGUCCCCCACGUCGCCGACCGCAGUACCAACAACGCGAAGGAUUUUGGAGAGUCCGCGGGAUUAUUUGUCGCCGUCGCAUCUGUUGCGCCAACCGGGGCAGACCUGCCCGUUGCUUUUCAGUCCUGGGACCGUCAUUUCCGGUCUGAUCACGUCCCCGUUCGCCUCGAGCGAUUCGUUGACCAACGACGUCACCAGGGACCACAGCGACGGAAUUUGGAACGAGUCACAGGCGACUGUUCUCCAGGCGGACUCGUUGGCCCUUCUGACACCGUCCUCGAGGAGGAGGCACCUCCUGCUCCUCCAGCACCAGCAACGCUCCUCGAUGGACACAGAGGCGCUGGAUGCAGAGGAGAUGAUGGAGUCGCGACCAUCCAGCCCCAGAAUACGCAUGGAACCAGCCACGCCAGUCCCGCCAUUAACCUCGAGGCAAUUACUCCUCAGCGUCGAAUCAUCCAUCACGUCGAGCAACGGUAGAUCGAGGAGCGGGUUCCGUCGUCCGAGCCCCGGCCCGCCGUUGUCGCAGCCGCAGUCGCAAUCGUCCAGCGAGUUCGGCAUGAGCCUCGCGCGAACGGAUUCCGGGGGUCGUACGAACACCGACCUAUCCGAGACCUCGACCACGGAGGACUACGUCACUGCCAACACGUCCACAGAGACUGGGACCACUACCGGGACCUCCGCCACGACCAGCUCCUGGUCCAGGCCCCCGCAGACGUCGAGCGCCGCGGCGUCCGCCUCCGCCACCGCCACAGCCGCCGACGGAAGCUCGUUCGAGAGCGCCAGCUCGAUAUACAGCCUGGCUCGAAGCGAGGCUGUUGUCGAGGAGCCGUGCAGCCCGCCACCGAUACUGGAGGAAACGGAAAUUCCAUUCGGAUUGGAGGUGCCGCCGUCCCCGGCCAGGUCCAGCAGCAGCAGCAGUUCAGGCAGUUACGACCUGAAAGACGCGAUGACAGAUCUGGGUCAGGAGCUAGAGCAGACUGCGCCUCUGAGCGGACACACCUCAGAAACGGAGCUGGAUCGUGACGAAGGUCACCGUUCGUCUUCCGGGGGUUACGCGGAGUCACCGCCGGAUCUACGCACCUGGAGCGAGGAGGAGCGUCGCAGACGACGGCGAAACUUCACCCUGGACUUCCUGGGCAGCGGGACGGAGGCUGAACGGGGCGCUGAGCUCUACACGGAGAACGCGGAGGUCAGCCCCACGCCUAGCCAUCGUCACAGAUUGCGGGGGAAGUCGACGAGCGCCAGGAGCCCGCACAGGAACAACAGGAAACGCGAGACGACCAACCAGCAGUCGACGCAGUCGCAACAACAGCAACAGCAGAUCACCAGGAGUCCCCAGAAGGAGGAUUGGAGGGUGGAAGCGGCCGAGGACGGCGGCCACGUGCCUACGUCGGACGAUUCCAGCUGCAGUCAUCAUUACCACAUGCACCAUCACCAUCAUCAUCAUCUGCACAGGGAGGGAGCCGACGGGGCAAGGCACAGAAGAACCAGAGAGAGUCCACGGAAAAAGACUGGUGGCUACGUGUCCGCCAGGAGGAGGAGCAACGAAUGGAGGUUUCCAGACAAGAACGCAGCCAUAACAGGCAGCCUGCCACGAAGAAGAUCACGCGCUGCGGACGACAUAAUGUGUUCGAGGCUGAGUCCAGGCCGUUAUCAACGCAGUCCAGGACACAACGGACAACGAGCGAUGAUUGUGGAGGCGCAGAGCCCAGAAGCGAGAUUAAAAGCUCUUUCAGCGGAGUCUUUGAGGUCUGUCAGUCCGGGCAGCGACAGUGUCUUUUACAGCGAGGGCGCGGACCAAUGUCUCACUGUCAGCGCCCUGGAGGCCCUACAGUGCCAUCACUGCGGCAGAGAGGUCUCGGAAGAGAUCGUUCGACCGCCGGCAGGUUUCGCGGACUCCCCGGAAGGGCACAGGGCGUCCUCGAAGCACGUGGCCGGGCACAGGCUGUACAAAAAGUUCGACAAAAGGUACCGAUCGGAGGAUCGCGGUGACAGGAGGCAUCGACGUAGCAGCGGCGGCAGAUCGGACGUCAGGGCGAAAUCCGAGGAGAGGGCUGCACCCAGACGUGGGAGCAGAGGAUCGAUCGACGAGACGGCCGCGGGCAGGAAAAGGCUUCAGGCGAGGAGCACGGACAUCAGUUUGGAAAUUCUUACAGGCCGGGAGGACGAGGACAGCUACGUGGAGCCGUACACGAGCAGCGAGUGGAUCUACAUCGGCGACCUCGAGGAGAGCCACGUGUGGAGGAGGGCGGACAACAAGGAUGGCGACGAGGUGGUGCCGGAAAGUGUCGCGAAAGAAAGAAGAAGUUCCCAGGAAUCGACCGAGAGCGAGAGAAACUUUCGUGAGAAGUACCAGGCGGCGACGCGCAGGAUGGUGCAUCGAAAGAGCAGCGGCGAGAUGUAUAAAAGGAUACAGACCAACAGUUUCGAGAGCGACAAGAGGGUGAUAGUGAAACGUGAGGCUGGAGGGGAGUUCGGGUUUCGCAUACACGGCUCGAAACCGGCGGUGGUGUCCGCCAUCGAGCCGGAUACGCCGGCGGAGAGCUCGGGCCUCGAGAUCGGUGACAUUGUGAUGUCGGUGAACGGGAAAAGUGUCAUGGACGCGACGCACUCGGAAGUCGUCAGGCUUGCGCACUCUGGCACCGACGUCCUUGAACUCGAAGUGGCGAGAACCUGCAACGUAUUGGCACCGAAAGUCGCCAGGUCAGGGGCGAAGGAAGACCCACAGGAGGCGCCCCUCUGUUCCGGCUACCUUUGGAGAAAAUCCACCACAUCCACCAACACGGACAAGUGGGUUCGAAGAUGGUUUGCUCUGCGUCGCGACAACUGCUUCUACUAUUACAAGACUGACGCGGAUUCACAGCCGGUGGGGGCGGUAAUGCUGAUAAAGUACGACGUGGAGCAAACGCCUGAACUGAGGUUGCACAGUUUCGCGAUAAAGAAACAGGGUGCACCGACGCUACGGCUCGCGGCGGACACCGAGGAGGCUGCCAUCCGAUGGACGACUGUCAUUAAGGAAGCCAUCGAGAGGAACGACCAGGUCGACACCUGGCUGGAAGCGUCGUUGAGGAUGCGCGAAAUGGCGGCGUGCGCCAUUCAGAGACCGGAUUGCUUCGGAUACCUGAGCAAGCAGCAAGAGUACGCGAGAAAAACGUCCUCGCCGACCGGAUGGUCCAGACGCUAUUGCGUGCUGAAAGACGCCGCGUUGUAUUUCUACGACGACGCGAACGCGGAGAAGGCGUUCGGCGUCGCCUGCCUUCACGGGUUCAGCGUCCACGGCAGCGCGCCCACUUCCGGCGGCAGGAAGCACGCGUUCGAGCUACAGCCACCGGAUCCCACGCAGAGGAAUUACAUCUUCGCCACAGAAUCCGAAAUGGACAAGAAACGGUGGCUCGCCGCCCUCGAAUAUUCUAUCGAUCGAUGGAUAAAGAUUGGUUGACACAGGCCGAUCUACCGCACGAAGAGGCAAAGAAGUCGAAGCAGCGAAGAUCCAUUAAGGUGUCCUUCGCCUCUUCCUGUUUCCGGUUCCUAACGAACAUUGUCGCAGAUCACAAGCUCACCAACCAUUGUCAUCGUCGUUUCGAUUGUCGCGCGCAAAUUCAUCACGUGGAUCAUGUCGCAAAUACUCUUCAAAUUCGCGAUUCUUCGAAAGUCUUGACACUCGAAACGUUAACCGUGGUUUAGUCACGAACGAAUGCAGGAGAAAAGUCGAAAGCGUGAAUUGUCACCAGGUACGUUAAUUUUGUCGUCACGCUCUCUUACGAAUAUGUUGCUGGGUAAAUAGCUUGUACCGCUUUGUAUAUUUACCGAUAUGUGUUUGCACGAAUUUACAAAACUCGCCUUCACCGAGGACCGGAUCGAAUUCAUCUUGUCCUAGAGAACAAACCAUCCUCGAUUACUCAACUUUUUGUACAGAAUUACGCGAUUCACCCCUCUCUCUCUGUGGCACGUCGAAUUUUCUCAGAUUUUCUCUUCUAGCUGUCGAUAUUUCAGAUUCUCACCGACUUCGUCUCGUUGUUGCAAACGAUCCUGAUCGACGGGUUCACGCGUCUUAUCGGACUCGAUGUCGCAAACACACCUUUAUUACAAUUGCUAGCUAUCAGUGGCGUUCUAUUUAUUACGGAUUAAACGCUGGAAAUGCGAUCGAUACUCGAAGCAACGUUUCUCGAACGCGGUACGCGAUUUAUUUACGAACGUUAACGCUAUAGUUUUGAGAGAAUUUCGAGCAGCAAUCGACUAUUAAAAUUAUUUCUCAUCGAAACGUUUAACGCGCUUUAAAAAAUUAGGUAAUCGGUGGAAACGCUUCCAAAUGCCAAAACCCCUCGGUGCACGUUUCGUCCCUGUUUCGUUUGAUGUUUCAAAAACAUGACCCAUUUUUCACGAAGGGUGUGCGUACAGGGUAAUCUAGAAAAAAGGAUUCCCGGGGAAAAAUAGGAGCGCACAGUACCAAAAAAAAAGUGCACGAAAAAAUUCAAACUUAUGACGUGCAAUUUUUUGUUACCGUUAACUUUCAUCGAACAAUCAAGAGUAUAGUUUUAACGAACAAAUCGGACCCAGUUUCUCGACCUUUGAAUUUAGGUCUUCCAUGAAAAUUGGAAUUUAUACAGUUCCUCUUCCAAAACCAUGUUCUUCGUUCAUUUAUUCACAUAGCGAUCGUAAGCGAAUGACUUCAGAAAAAAUGAAACGCACAAUACUCGGUAUUUGACUAAAAUAAUAUUAUUAUUAAAUCAGCUGGAAAAUAGAUUAGUCGAACCGGCCGUUGAAAAUUGAGAAACGAUGCUUUAAGUAGAUAAUUCCAAGUUACCAGGUCAGGCACAAACGUUAAUAAUCGCGAACACCGUGCUCGCCGUUUAGUAACGAUCGAUAUAUCAAACACGACUUUUGGAUUCCGUUUUUAUACACGUAUUACGUAUUACGACAUUUGCAUACUUUAUUGAUACGCAGGAAUUGAAAUCUUAUUCAUACUUUAACGAGCGUCGAACAUCAAAAGCGAGAAUGAGGAUUGUUUAUUCACCGAUUGUGUCUUGUUAUUAAUUAGAAAAAGAUUACCACGUUCACUUACGGAUAUAGGACUCGAUUUAGCUUUUAAGAAGGUGAAAAAUCGUCCACUGCGUAUUUCACGAAUUCUCCAUAUAUGCGAGUGUUUACCGAAGCGUACAGCAAAGCUACAAGUCGGAAUGGAAUCGACUGGCCACGUUCCACGCGACUUCCCCCGCCACAGUCAACGUGUCAGUUAUCCGGGAGGAAAGAACAGUGCUCGAAACACCUAAUAGGAUUCAAGUUUAAGUAAACCUUAUUGUACGUAUGUAUGUACAAUGGUAUUAGAAAUAUUUUUAAAUAGCGAUUGUUUAUUGUUUUGAUUGGUACUCCAGUAUUUAAAUAUAAAAAAAGAUUAUUACGUAUAUUAAAACGAUUAUGUAGAAUAGCCACUUUAAAACAAAAUUUUGAAAGCCAAACACUGGAUGAAAUUAGGGAAGAAACCUCUUCUAGAAAGUUGUUGUUAAAAGUCUGAAUUUUAUUUAGAAGCAGUCUGAUUUGAUAAAGGCGAAGGAAUAAAAAGAUGGCGGGUAACAGUUCCUCAGCGUCCUCGAAACGGCCAAUCGAUUUCGUUCUGUGAUCAUCCUCGUUAUACCAAUUCCUAGAAGCGAUGCGUUGUUUGUACUUUAUCGUUUGUAAAACCGUUGCCCGGUAUCGAUAAGCGAAUACCUUAGUGUCGUUGCAAGCGUUUAUUAAUUGAAUCGCGACGCACAAAGUGCCAUCGCGAAAACGCGUCGAGGAUGAAGAAAGUCGAGGAAGAGAGGCGUUAGUAUAAGAAUCGUGAAUUGCGACAUCGUCGAAUCGGCUGAAAAUCCCGCGAAACGAAACCAGCGAAACGUUCGUUCGAAUAAAUUAUUGUUUCGUUCGAUCGUGAUCGAGUGUUGAUUUUUGCUAGUCGCGCGAACACGUGAAAGUGAACAGUACAACGUAAGAUUUUUGCGAUCAAGGUAUCGUGAACUGUAGAUAAUUUAAGCGUAGGGCGAAUUGUUUGGAACGGACCGCGAAGAGAACGACGCAAAGAUUAGUUUCUACCGAUCGCUAAUGUUGUCGGCGAAACUGUUCUUGUAAAUAAACAAUUGUGAAUAAGAUUUACGCCAAAUGCAAAUCAACGAACUUUUACUAUAUCAUUGUUCGUGACGAUUCUACGAGCCUCUGGUUUUCGAUCAACCUAUUCUCAGUGUUUCAUUCCCUGAGCAGUUAGUUCCGUCGGGUCAUUUAACCCUUUCAGUCUUUUUUGCAUUUUUUAAGUAUGAAAUUUUAAUAACAUUGAGACUUAAUUUUCUUGAACAUAGUGGACGAGAUAUCUUUUAUUUUAAUCAUAGUCUGUGUUACGAUAGUCUGUGUUAACACGUUAACUGCCACGCCAAUUUUCAGAAACAGAAAUAUUCUAUAAUUCAACGAACAUGUUGUUUUGCAAUAUCUCAAAUUAAAGUUAUUUACGAUUUUACCAAGUAUUAGUAUGGAAAGUGUAAAGUGUCGGUCACCGGUGACCACCGUGGCCAAUCGAUCGAAUUUAUCGAAGUCCGCGACUGAAGAGGGUUAAACGAGCUCCGACAAAAAUUUACGUCGAAACUGAAACGCUCAUCGAAACAAAGUACCUUCAGGAACGUCGUGUUCCGCCAUGAUAGAACGAAAAAUAAAACGAAACACCCGAGUAUGCCAGCCGCGAGGAUUCGAAAUACGGCGGUGAACGCAAGGGGGGAGGGGAUUGACCAAAAAAGAAAAAAAAAAGUAUGCAAUCCGAAUUUUAAUCCCUCGAAGCGAUUUCAUCGACGAGAACGUCGAGAGAUACUCCUGUUUAUAUGUUUUCGUUGGCCCCUCCUCCCUUCGAGCAACUUCGGAGAUCCGCCAUUGGAGGGACUUAAUUGUUCGAGUAUUCCUCGCGUGUAAUAAACGUCAGGAGAGAGAUCCCCCCCCGGAAGAAAAUAUCCCCCCCCCCGUGCGAGUAAACCUUCUUUCGCGUGUUUUGUUGCGUGAUCUCGAGGCAUAGAACGUGAACGCGUAAGGAAUUGCCGUGAUUAUAUUCGCCGUUCGUACCCGCCAAUAUUUGUAUCGGGAUCGAGGGAACGAAAAUGGAGGAAAAAAAAGGUACGAAGGAGGGGAAGAGGGAAUGGGAGAAGAGUCCCGACGAAUUGAUGGGCGAGUUGUCAAAGUUGAUUGCGACAAGAAUCGAUCGAGAGAGACCGUUCCUCUCUCGAGAGGACGAGAAACGCGGAGCAACGAAUGGACGAGACGGAGGGGCACACGCGAUCGUAAACGAGGCGCGUCGAUCGUCCGCGGACGAGCGCGCGAAAUUUCAAACGACAGACCGCUCAAAAGCACACAGAUAAUAAAAUAGGAGGUUUAAUACAAUUGUAGAUUGAAUUGCGUCAAUUAUUUACCCGUCGCCCUUCGAGCUGGUUUGAAGGAUGUUGGAUUUUAUCGCUGUUUAGAUGAACGCGGUGUUCGACCAUAGGUGGUUUUCGUCUCGUCGCAGAAAACCGGAUCGCCGGAUCGUUUUUCACGACCGGUUGCAUUUUCUGUUCGUACCAGAGCGUUUUUUGUUUCUCAGGCGACUUUGUAAAGUUCGAGUUCGAGUUCGUUUUCGUUUUCGUUUACGUUUUCGUCUCUCUGUGGUAUUCGUUAACUUUCGAAUAGUUACUUUGACCGGAAGGAGUCCUUGAAAUUAGGACCACUCCCCCUCAA
This is a messenger RNA of Colletes gigas, 9722 nucleotides long. RefSeq lists its product as uncharacterized. The coding region runs from base 235 to 5439 and encodes 1734 amino acids. Lineage: Eukaryota; Metazoa; Arthropoda; Insecta; Hymenoptera; Colletidae. Gene Ontology annotation, molecular function: protein binding. The record is from RefSeq and is a predicted model, not a curated record. The transcript is spliced from 18 exons.